Messenger RNA from Seriola dumerili (greater amberjack), 5695 nucleotides. It is a transcript of the gene mtf1, whose product is annotated as metal regulatory transcription factor 1. Gene Ontology annotation, molecular function: RNA polymerase II cis-regulatory region sequence-specific DNA binding; DNA-binding transcription activator activity, RNA polymerase II-specific. Gene Ontology annotation, cellular component: nucleus. Lineage: Eukaryota; Metazoa; Chordata; Actinopteri; Carangiformes; Carangidae. The transcript has 11 exons. Bases 118 to 2565 code for a protein of 815 amino acids. The record is from RefSeq and is a predicted model, not a curated record. Gene Ontology annotation, biological process: central nervous system development; positive regulation of transcription by RNA polymerase II.
AAGAAAGUGCCAAACAUCUAAAGCACAGAGAUAAGGCUUAAAUUUCAAAACAGGCUGUAACAUUAACAGUGUGAGUGUGCAGUCCUCCUUGCCAAGGAAGGAGAGGCACCAGGGACCAUGAGUGAGAAUGGCCCUCAUACGGAGGCGCCUAUGUACUUUGAGGUGGAGGUGGAUCACCUGGAGCGGGACGACGAAGAAGAAGAAGACAAGAUCCACUUUGACAAAGAUGAUGACCUGAUUCCUGAGCCUUCAUCAUCUUCUGGUCGGGUGUAUGACCGCACCACAGUGCUCAUUGAGCGGGACCCCAUCCGGCUGGAUGAGGAGGGCGAAGAAGAGGGUCACUGUGGAGGGGAUGAAGAUGGAGUCACCUUCUUAACUGAGGGGGAAGGUGAUGGAGAUGAGGAGGAGGGCUCUCUGGCCUUUAUGGCCGACCCUGAUGCCAUGUCACAAGGUUAUGUGCACCACACCAUUUCUGCAGACCAGAUCCAGUUCACAAUAAAUCCAGGUUCCACUCCCAUGCCACGCAACAUAGAGGGGGCCACGCUCACCCUGCACUCUGAGUGCCCAGAAACCAAGCAGAGAGAGGUGAAGCGCUACCAGUGCAUGUUUGAGGGCUGUACAAGAACGUACAGUACGGCGGGAAACCUGCGGACACACCAGAAGACUCAUCGGGGCGAGUACACGUUUGUGUGUAAUCAGCAGGGCUGUGGAAAGGCCUUCCUCACUUCUUACAGUCUGAAGAUCCAUGUCCGCGUUCACACCAAGGAGAAGCCGUUUGAGUGUGAUGUGCAAGGCUGUGAGAAAGCCUUCAACACGCUAUACAGACUAAAAGCACACCAGAGACUUCACACAGGCAAGACAUUCAACUGUGAAUCGGAGGGAUGCACAAAGUACUUUACCACACUCAGUGACCUGAGGAAGCAUAUUCGCACACACACUGGGGAGAAGCCAUUCCGGUGUGACCAUGACGGCUGUGGCAAAGCUUUUGCUGCAAGUCAUCACCUAAAAACACAUGUACGGACUCACACAGGGGAGAAGCCAUUCAACUGUCCUAGUGAUGGCUGUGAGAAGACUUUUAGCAGCCAGUACAGUCUGAAAAGUCACAUCCGGGGCCACGACAAAGGACAGGCCUUCAGCGUCACCCUCACCCACCCGCUCUCUGAAGAUGCAAAUCACUCGCUGUGCCUCAGUGACUUGAGCCUCAUCUCUACAGACUCAGAGCUACGAGAGAACAUCCAUAAUGCUCAAAAUCUGGACCUCAACAAUGUGACCCCAGUGAAAAUCUUUGAGCUCAUGUUCCAGAGUCCUGAAAAUAGUGUCAGCCAAGAUGAUGCCCAUCACAACGAGAGCCUUGCUGAACCCUUCAGCCUAGAGACCUCUACCCAACCAGGAGUGACUGAUGCUUCAUCUCUCAUCUCUUUCUCUAUCAAUCCUACCUCCUCAUCUUCCUGUUCCCACACAACUGCAGUCAUGGAGGCUUCUUCCCAGCUCAGUCAGAGCUCUUCCUCUCAGGCCUCCACCUCUGCCUCUGUCUCUGCUACUGUCAGCUCUGCCCAGCCUCCCUCUUUCAUGCAACUAACCGGUCCUCAGCAGAUCUCCGAUGUGCCUGCUCAGGCUUCUGUCCAAGCAUCAAACCAUGCCCCCUCCCAGCACUAUGUGACACUGCCACCCACAUUCCUGCAGCCUGACAGUGCCACCCAGACCACUCCUCUACCACCACCCAUCUCUGCUCCUCUUCCAGUGGCUCCAGCACUGACCACCACAGAAACAGGCACUGCUGCUGUGUCUGUGGUUGCAGCCACCACAACAGAUGCUCUGGCAGCUGUGGCUCAACCUGUGCCUUUGGCCAACAACCCUGUCCCCAACUCUGGCCCUGGUCUGGCUCCCACCCCUGCCACCAUCACUAUAGCACCCACCCAGAACCUGCUUCAGCCCAGCUUGGUCAUGGCUGACCAGAACCUUCAGUGGAUCCUCAGCAGUGCUGCCAGCAGCCAGCAGAACCCAGAGCAGGCAUCACAUCAAGGAGCUCCAAAAGUGGAAAAGGUUUUCUUCACUACAGCCAUACCAGUAGGAGGAAAUGCUGGUAACUCAGUCCAACAGAUCGGCCUCAGCCUGCCAGUCAUCAUCAUCAAACAGGAGGAAUCCUGCCAGUGCCAGUGUGCCUGCAGGGAGUCUGCUAAAGACAAGAGUUCAAAGAGUGCCUCCUCCAUCGUUCCUGCCCCAGCACAGCAGCAACCAUCAGAGCCCCCUCCUCCCCCACUAUCAAAGCCCCCAGAUCCUCCCCACCAUCCAGCCACCUCAUCUUCCUCAUGCUGUCUCCCUGAGUCUUCCUCCAAGGUGGGUGAGGUGAGCCUGGAGGCCCCCUCUUCCUCCUCCUCCUCAGCUCAGACUUUCUCCACUAUAGUUAGCAGCACUGCCUCAACCAACCCUCCCUCUUCUGACGGGUUAGCCAAUAUGGACGUCUCAGACUUCCUCUCCCUGCAGAGCCCUGAGACAGCUGCCAACAUUGAGGCGUUGCUGCUGGUUGCAGAUGACUUUAACAUGGCCACUGAUGGCAAUCCUUAGAAGAGCUGCCUUCUGGCACCAUGUGUUUGUCUGUUGCACCCACUCAUCCACAGGCAUUGAUUCCACCUACAUCUCAAGUCACUCUCCUCAGUGACGCCUCGUCUUUCUCCCUAUAUAUUGUGUGCUUUGAACCCCUGUAUCUGCAGUGCAUUCUGUUCUGUAUGGCAUUGUGCAACAUAUAUACACAAUCUAUGAAUACUUUCUCUGUUGAGACUCAUUGCAGUAGUUGAGUUUUUAGAAACAGGAUUAGUUUGCAUAUUGACAUUUAGCAAUGUUAAUGCUAAUGCUAAUUUACACAGGGAAAAAGCAGUAGGUCCUUUGUUAAAAACAUAAUCAAACUGUAUAUAAUAACCUUUGAUAUCCACUCUGAUCUGAAUGAAAUAAGUGAGUGUCCAAGCACUGAUAACGUAAGAGUUCCAUUUUCCUGGCUUGAAGGUCACACACCUGAGCAGGAAAACAAAGCUUGUCUGUAUAUCCUUGUACUGUACUACAGGUCCUAACAACAAAUGCUUAAAGCUGAUAUGCAGCUGAUCAGAAUGCACUGUAUAUUAGAGGAAUUCACUAUAAUUUUAUCAAGCGUUGCUCCCAGCAGGAAUUUGGAGGGGUUGGCUACAUAGCCCCUCAUAUGGCUGUCACACAAUAUAAAGUGACUUCCUCAGUAUUUUUGUUUUUUAGGAAGACUAGUGUAGUCCAGAAAAUGUGAUGAUUCUUUUCUACUUCUUUUGACAGUUAUUUACUAAUUGAGAGAAGAACCUGUGAUCAGAUUUGCCUGUCUCUUUAAGUGAAAUUAAGUCAAUACAUCAAUAAGUUGCCUAACUUAAACUAAUUUAAAAUUGUACAUGUUAAUUUAUUUAAAUGCUUGAUUCUGUCAUUAUACUGGUAAUACUAUUAUCUUCAAGAUAGCAGAAAAAUCUAUUAAUUUAUUCCAAUCACUUGUAUUUUUAAGUUGAGCUGUUUUUGUUACUGAAUUGCUUUCCUUUUAAGAACGUAAUGGGUCUUGCUAAAAGCAAGUUGGAGUAAAGAGGCACCUAUAGUAGACUGCACAGUGAAUUAUCCUCUAGGAUCUGCUUGUUUGCAAAAAUUGUCCACAAUGAAACAGUAAUGAACUACUGUCAACAUCCCAUGUUUUAUAGGGUUGUGGCCCUCUCAGGGAUGCAUCAAGUCAUAACUGAUCCUGGUUCCCUUAAUUUGUUACUCAGACAUGCGUUUUCCUAAUAAGAUGCCCCACACUUGCAGUAGCCCUACGUUUUGCUGCACUCUCCCCUGUUUAUUGCACACUGACUUGUAAAGUGAGUAAUCUGAUUGCUUGUUAGCCUAGGUGCAGCACCACUACAGACUUUUUGUAUACAACUGCUGUAAAGUAGCAUUUGAAAGAUGGUGUCCUGGCAACAGUGUAUAUACAGUACAAUUUAGUGUAAACAUCUUUGAGAAACUUGUAGAUUAUUCUAGAAUUUGUAUUUUUGUAUAGACUUUUGAAUUACUAACUCUCAGAGUUUGGAGCUAAUGUAUACCCUCUAUCCUUGCAUUCUUUCCCCAUUCACAUUCAUGCAGAAUAGUUUGAAUUUUGCUGUGUCUAGAUGAGUGGUUCUAUAAGCAGCUGGGCUUCUGUACAGUCCCUAUAGUAUCAAAAUAUAUGUAACACAUAGCCCCUUGCUCAGAGUAUAAUUUAACAGUAUUGUUUCACAUGGGACACAAUGCAAUGAUGAUGGAGCGAAGGCAUUUUGCCCUGUAUACUAGAGUGUAGAGCUACUUGGCCUUACAAUAUUAACUGUUAUGAGCCUUCCUUGCCUUGACAGUCUCUGCAACAGACUUGCCAUUGACAUGUUGACAUAUUCAUCUUCAUUGAGUCUCAAGCAAUCACUUCCAGCAGGGGAUCACACUGAGGCAAAAUCACUGAGACAGAAAAGCUUGAUCUGCAUUGUUUUCCAGCUGUAAUGUUUGUAAAGUCACAAAUGGAUAUGCAGCAUUUCCAAAAAAUAUAUGGUGGAGUGGAGCUUUCCCACGAUUCACACGUGCCAAGAAGGCAGAUAUGUUGUUAACGGCUCCAGUCAUAUUUUGUGCUCAAAACCAUUCCACAUAUGCAGUAUUUGAUAUUUGGAGUGUCUAAAUCUGAACUUUGCUCCAUUGGAUUGCAAAAUUCACCAUUUCCGUCUCAAGGCACUUGGUGAAAUUACUUCCAGGAGUCAAGGUCAUGCCAUCAAUAUAUACUCUUAUACAUGCAUACUGUCAAUGAACACAACUAUGCAAUUUUAAGUGGCAUUCACAAGUUUAAAUACUGACUCCAAGACAAAAAAAAAAAAAUUUAUUCCUCCCUCCAUGACAGUCUGCUACAAACUUAUAUGCAGAAGUCCAGUGGUGAAAGUUGCCUUUCCAGUGCAUACAUAUUGAGCAUGCUUCUUGAACUCCAGUUUAUUGUAUUUCAUAUUUCACAUUUGGAAUGGUGUGAAUCUGGUCUUUGUAGUGUGUCCAAGUACUGUUCCAAUGAAUGUUGCACCACAGCUAUCCCUUGUACAUGCUGUUUUGCCUCUGAGGUAACUGGUUUAAAACCAACUGGAUUUGUUUGAAGGAGUACUUAGUGAAUGAAUGAUUCUGUUUUAAGAAUUAUUUUUGGUCAAAUGUAAGCAGCUUUUCCUUUUUACACUUUAUGGGUACAUGUUUCAUUUGGGCUCACCCCAUUUAUGUAGUCAUCUCAGCCUUUCACAUAUUUAAAUUUGACAUGUGGAUGAUUUGUUGGCUCAUCUUCACCAAUGAAAGUCGAACUUACAGCUGAAGUUUACCUGAAACGGUAAACAUCAGCAUAUCACUGAUGGUGGCAUUUGUUUGGAAGCAGAUUGUUUGUUCACAAAUGUAUAGCCAGAGUGUUGUUGGAAAUUGAGAUCCAGAAUUUCUGCCAUCGCCAACAUUUUUCCAAAUGGCCAAUAUUUAAAAAGAAAAAAAAAAAAAAAAAAAAAAAGGAAACUAUAUGCUUCCAAAGUAAUGUCUUGACACCCAAAGAGUGUGGAAUUGUUAAGGAUUUGUAUUUUUUAAAAGAAUGUAUUAUGUGAAAAUGUUUGCUUAUGCUUGUUUCGUAUAAAGUAAUAUGAUAAAUAACUUUCUGAAUUGAGAGCAAUAUAAUACUAAUAAAACCUUA